ACUGCCGCCCUCAGAGUGCCAGUCAAGCGACUUUUUCGGUCUGUGAUCGCAGUGGACCUGGAAACUCUAUUUUAUUAUUUUUUUUCAAUAUGUCUUUGAGUCGGAGAAACUGGUCGGCUUUGUCCAGCCUUGCACGGCAGUGGACAAUGGAGGACGAGGAGGAGGUGGAGAGGGAAAAAAGGAGGAGGGUGAAGACAACUGCUGACCCAGAUGAAGACUUCAGCCCCACUCCCACUCCUGAAAACACACCCAGUAGUGAUAGUGCCUUUGAGACAGACUCUUCCAGUGAAAUGUCCCAACACACUAACAGUAUGGAGCAGGUGCAGCUCGACUUUGUGGAGAUGCUGCGAGUGCGUGACGAAAGGCGAAGGAUGCGGCACGUGGAAACGUUGAGACGACAGAAGGAAGAAGGGGAGGAUGAAGCUGAAGUCAGCGGAGGAGGAGGAGGAGGAGCCAGGGUAGAGCUGCUGGGGGACAUGGGUGAAGAGGGAAGUGUUGUCAAACCACAGCCAUCAGUAAAAACAGCUUCUCACAGCACCAGCACCAGCACUGGCACCAGCACUAGCAACAAUGCCAGAAGCAGAAAACAUGAGAAUGGAGAAUCAUCGGGCAAAGACCCUGAUCCAAAACCAUCCUCCAGCCCAGCUCGCAAGUUUGUCAGUUCUGUCUCCAUCUCACUUGACAAGAGUCCAUCUGUCAGUGGGCGCACGACUCCCAUGAGCCCCGGCUCUCCCACAGCCCCGUUUUCACCUCGCGAACACUGGUCCUCACCCUGCCAGAGUCCCUCUCCUCAGGGAGCUCAAAGCCCUGUUCGGAACGGGCACACACAGGAGACCAAUGGAAACAUUGAACAGGCGACCAAACCUGCUUUCAUCAGACAGAGCUCCAGGACCGUAUCUUUCAGGAUGAUGAGAAAGAAAGAAGAGGAGGCUUCGCCGCUCCAGAGGAGCUUUAGUGUGAGGACGACCUCCAAGAAGUUUGAGUCCAACGCAGACCAAAAUGAAGAAGAAAACAAAACACCAUCUUUCCAGAGAAACUCUAGGCAGAGGAUUUCAUCUAGAUCCAUCCAGGAAAAGAUGGAGAGACUGGCUCAGGCUGCACAGAAGUCAGAGUUGACACGAUUCCCAGAUGUCACGCAGAGGACUCUGGUCCUGCUGGAAGAGGUGUCCAGGAAGAGAGGAAUCUUUGAGAAGGAGCAGCAGCAGCAGGUGCAGAGCCCCACCAGUCCUGGAGUUUCCAGACAGGAAUUUCGGGGCUUCACGUCAGGAAUGUCAGACCGGAUCAACCGCUGGCUCAACAAGACCAGCAAAACUGGGUCCUCACACAGCCCUACUGAUUUGAGACAUGUGGACAUUACUGGUAAGAGGAGCCUGUUUGAGAACAGAGGAGAGGAUGGUGUCUCAAAAGGCAGUCGUGGAAAAAUGUGAAUUAAAGGAAUCGUAUUUAUAAUGCCCAACAGGAUUCUGAUAUGCCAAAGUGAGAGGCAGAGAAGAUUAAUGGAUCUGACGACUGAGUGAUUUCUUUUUUUUUUUUUUUUCCCAUUUGCUGUCAACUUACAGAUCUGAAACGGGCAGAGGGGGAAAGAGAAAAGGCCUGCUGAGUUGUAGCUUUUAGACGACUGAAAAGGAGUAAACUGCUUUUAAAGUUAGGAAGCUUUUUUAAGAGCUCUUCUCUCAAACGUUAAAAUAUGUUUAAAAAUGCUUUUAAAAAAAAGAUGUGUCAGUGAUGUUUCAUUUGUUUGAAUCUUUUUCUGCUGUUUGCCUUCGUGUAAUUUUUUUCAAGCACUUUAAGCAGGUGAAGGUUUUAAGGAUUAUUUGUUUUACUGAAUUACACUGC
Archocentrus centrarchus (flier cichlid) is the source of this 1836-nucleotide messenger RNA. It is a transcript of the gene lad1, whose product is annotated as ladinin. The transcript is spliced from 14 exons. NCBI's taxonomy places the organism in Eukaryota, Metazoa, Chordata, Actinopteri, Cichliformes, Cichlidae. The coding region runs from base 90 to 1427 and encodes 445 amino acids. Gene Ontology annotation, molecular function: structural molecule activity. The record is from RefSeq and is a predicted model, not a curated record.